Messenger RNA from Ectocarpus siliculosus, 705 nucleotides. NCBI's taxonomy places the organism in Eukaryota, Phaeophyceae, Ectocarpales, Ectocarpaceae. The record is from the annotation of a GenBank genome assembly.
AUGUGCGCUUCGUUCGCACCUCCCAAGCACUCCGCGGCCUUCACUGUGGGGAAAGCGGGACAAGAUGUCGCUGAGCCCGCUCGCCGGCGAACCUACAGCAGCAACGGGCGUCGAAAUAGAAGCCCGUCGCCCCUAUCCCGAGAGCUGCUAAACGGCGGCAGGAACGCAUUCAGUAGCGAAGACGCCGUCACCCCGCUCUCUACGGCAGGCAGCGGUGGCGGGUAUCAUUUCGGCUCCGGCGAGGGGACCCCAACCCCCCUUUCGAUCAGCCAGUCGCUCAAGGCACGCGGCGGGUACUCCUUCAACGGCGGCGUAGACUCCACCACAAUGCCGGCAGCCUUGCCGCUGGUAUCGCCGACCGGCGACGGAGGGCCGGCUAGCCCCGGGUUUUCCUCCACCGCUGCUUCCGGCGGCACCACCACCGCCACCGCUGGUGUCUCCAACGCCACCGCGGCCGCCAACGCGAUCCCGACCUUCUCCGAGAUAACGCGGGGAGCCAUCGACCGGAACGGCGCCGUCCCUCUCGAACCCUUCGCGAGGGCGCGGGCGUCUCGAUCAGUGGCCCAACGGCGACGUUGCCUCCCGGGGCGAAACAGUCGCGGAACGGCGCCCCCGGCGAAGCCGUCUCGGUGCGAGACCUCUUCUCGGCCGCGGUGCACGACAUGCCGGCGAUCGUCUCCUCGAGGGACGAGCUCGCCGCCGUGA